Ziziphus jujuba (common jujube) is the source of this 1314-nucleotide messenger RNA. Its product is annotated as protodermal factor 1. The coding region runs from base 144 to 1142 and encodes 332 amino acids. Lineage: Eukaryota; Viridiplantae; Streptophyta; Magnoliopsida; Rosales; Rhamnaceae. The record is from RefSeq and is a predicted model, not a curated record. The transcript is spliced from 3 exons.
UGGUGUCCAUCACAUUCUGAAUCGACAGAAACACACACACACACACACACACACACACACACACACACACACAUACACAUACACAGAACCCUUCUCUUUAUCCAUUACUUUCUCUCUUGCCGUCGUAUUGUCUCCCAUUUGUCAUGGAUUUGGUGGAGAAGUUUUUCUUAGUCUGCUUACUGAUUUUUUUUGCCGCCAUUCAUGAAACUCGCGGCGAUGCCAUGGUUACUGGCACUGUCUUCUGUGACCAAUGCAAGGACGGUGAGAGGUCCCUCUUUGAUUAUCCCCUUUACGGAGUAAAAGUGAAAGUGAACUGUGCCGACAGAAAUGGGCAAAUCACAAUGUCAAGGGAAGAGACUACAAAUUGGUUUGGGAACUAUGCCAUGAAGUUUGAUGGCACACCUGACCUGAGCAAUUGCUAUGCUCAAGUUUCGAGCACUGGCCAAGGCUCAUCAGACUGCACAGCUGCUGCUGGAUCAGCCCAACAACUUAGGCUUAUGUUUAGGAUGUUUGACAUGGAGAUGUAUGCUGUGGAUUCUUUACUCUCUGAGCCUGCCAACCCAAUGUCAUUCUGCCCCAGGUCUACCAAUCCUGUACCAGCACCUGUUACACCAGUAACACCAUCAAAUCCACCUCCUGUGCAGGUACCGGUAACACCUGUAUCGCCUACUCCGCGUGUUAGAGUUCCUCCUGUGCCUCAGUUGCCUCCAUUGCCACCCCUGCCUUCAUUGCCUCCAAUGCCACCUAUGCCAUUUUUGGAAGCUUCAGCUUGUACACAUGAGAAUUGGACAACCCCAGAAUACAAAUGCUACUGGAGGGCAGUGAACCCGGACAGCAAAGUAGCUCUUGCCUUCGGGUUAUACGCAGCAAGGAGAUAUGGAAACGACAUGACGUUGUGGCAAGGCUUGCAAGGCAGAGGAGAUCCCUACAGAACUCUUCUUAGGGAGGGUAUUACUGCUUAUCUCAACUCCUUCAACAGCCUACAAUUUCCUUACCACACAGUAGGCGUGGUCCAACACAUGAAUUGGGCGUUGAUGGGCUCCCCAAGUAGUGUCCUUCUCACAGCCUUGCGGUUCAAGAGGGCUAAUUCUGGUUCUACUUCUAAUGGGCUUGUCACAUGCAAAUUUACACCUUGCAAGUGAAAUUAAUUUCUUGUAGUUUGAUUAUGACACACAUCAGUAUGUGUGAAACUUGCUUUUUAUUAGUAUCAUUUACUAAUGUGUACUUUACACACACAUAUCUUAUUCCAUUUGCUAGUACGUUUUAGUGUCAUUGGUUUGGAAGGAGAAUAAAACAUUAGAGAUUUUAUGGUUA